This is a messenger RNA of Tilletiaria anomala UBC 951, 807 nucleotides long. RefSeq lists its product as uncharacterized. The record is from RefSeq and is a predicted model, not a curated record. The transcript has a single exon. The coding region runs from base 91 to 549 and encodes 152 amino acids. NCBI's taxonomy places the organism in Eukaryota, Fungi, Basidiomycota, Exobasidiomycetes, Georgefischeriales, Tilletiariaceae.
UCGCAAGGAGCAAAGGAUAUUCGAAGAGUUGGUAGGAAGAGCAGGAAGGCGAGCGGAGAUGCAUUGACGUGGUCCAAUAUUCCAAAUGCCAUGUGCUCCAAAUAUUUCACAGUAAUCGCAGGCUAUUCAUUACCCACUCUGUUCAUCGUUUAUACAUACAUACAAACAUAUAUACAUAAAUAUAUACACGUGUUCAAUAUGGGCCAUCCUGUCUUAAAAAGCAACGGAGAUCGGACAGAGCGCAACAUGCAAAUCAAAAGACAGAAGCGCAAUCGUGAAAUGCUGACGUCGGCUUUAUUUGGGGGUCCCGCAUGCCGCACAAGCCCUGGGGUGCGCCUCGUUCGGCUGUCCGCGUUGGCAAUUUCACUUGUGGGUUCGUUCGUAAGGACGCAGACAACCGAAGCGAACAUGUCCUGGGUGAGUGUGGCUGGGGCUGGCGGCUGCCCUCACCUCACCUCUCUGUUACCCGCUUUUGAAAACCCUCAGAUUCCAGUAUUUUUCAAGAAAAAAAAUUGCUUUGGCCACCUGAGCCAAGGCAUUUUGCAAUGAGUGGGCACGCCCUGGCAAAGCUGUCAUCAGCGCAACAGCGGAAAGUGAUCCACAACGACCCGGCUUCCUGGCACCUUUGGACAAGUACUGCAUGAGAUGAUGCCACAGCUUCGUAAUUUGUCGUCCUUUUGGGAUUUGCGUGGUGCACGUACCUAUAUUUGUCGACAGCGGGGGGACACAAGUCAUGCACGAUCUCCAGAGUCCGAACUCCGUCUGUGUUUGUGGUAUGUAAGAGUACGGUACGAUGCGCAACUGUGC